ACCUUUCGUUUUUGACACAUCGGCUGAGCGUAUGCGUGCAGUGAGUAGGUAAGAUGGCGGAUGAUGAAUUUGUCGUGGUUUCGGAUCAAGAAAAAGUAAGAAUAGUUUCGAAUUUUAUAGUGCAUUCACCACCAGGUGAAUUUAAUGAAGUUUUUAAUGACGUAAGAGUCCUAUUGAACAACGAUAAUCUAUUAAAAGAAGGCGCAUCGGGAGCGUUUGCUGUAUACAACAAGGACCAACUUACGCCUGUUAAGAUAGAAGGAAGUGAUUAUCCUGCCCUCAUUACAGAAUACAAUGACUUAGGAAAUCAAAGAUUUUACGAUACUCGAAGUAAACAAAGUUUCAAAUAUGAUCAUCUUAGAAAAGAGGCUGUAGAUUAUGAACCCUAUGAGCCAGAUGCGACAGCAGAACCAUGGAGAUCUGUUCUUCAAGAUGAAAUGACGAAUUAUACUAAAAGUCAUUAUAGACAUGGAGUUUGUGCAGUGUUUGGAACAAGCAAAGCAGGGAAUAUAACGCUAGCUGCCUGCAUAGAAGAUCAUCAAUUUCAACCGAAAAAUUUUUGGAAUGGUCGUUGGCGUUCAGUUUGGUUAGUGAAUUUUAGCCCGAGUUCCGGUAAUGCAGAAUUAAAAGGAAACCUCAAAGUACAAGUUCAUUAUUACGAAGAUGGAAAUGUGCAGCUUGUAAGCAUUAAAGAGGUAAAAGAAAACUUGACAAUAUCGAACGAAAAACAAACAGCAAAGGAAUUGAUUCGUCUUGUUGAAGAAUCAGAGAAUGACUACCAAACGGCGAUAUCAGAAAAUUAUCAAACAAUGUCUGAUACAACCUUCAAAGCUCUUCGAAGGCAAUUGCCUGUAAUGCGAACUAAAAUUGACUGGAAUAAAAUUGUGUCGUACAGUAUUGGCAAAGAGCUUAAAAGUCAAUAGAAAUAGAUUUUUUAUAAAUUAAUAAGAGAAUUAACUAUAAAGAAUAAUAAAAAAAAUAAUUAAAUAAAGUGCAUUUUGCUGCAAUUGAAAAUGAAAAGAGAAGUCUGGAAGUGUGAUGUGCCCGGAAGCAAAUGUAAACAGUGCGUAAGAAGAAAAUCAUUAAGCAUACGAUCAAGCUUAUGUGAAUUGGUCAUAUAACUAAUUAAACAUUACUAUUAAAUGCAUUUAUUGUCGCAAAAUCGACUCAAAUGCUCAGUAUAUGUAAAUGAAAAUAAUGUUAACUAAUUUGAAUUAUCAAAAGAAACAAAAUAUCUGAUUGUAAUCAUAAGUUUAAUUAAGUUUUAUGAAAAUUUAGUUACUUGUGAUUGUCAUUUAGCUAGCACAAUUCAAUUUUUAUACCUUAUAUAAAUCACAUCAGUUGUAUAAAGUUUUUCCAGUGGAUUAUUCGAUAAAAAUUUUUCAACAUUUUAUUACACAAAUACUGUGAGAGAGUUCAAAUUUCCACUUGUAAACACUAAGACAUUUCACUAUUUUUAUUAUAAAAAAUAAAUAUAAAUUAAUGUGGUUUAUUGAGAAUUUAAAUGGUCUCAGUGACCAGAUAAGUUUAUAAAAAAAUAAUACGACUAAUAAAUCUUAUUAUUAAUUAAUAAAUAAAUUUUUAUUGAAGCUAAUGAUUUUAUAAUAAUAUUAUAGUUCAUUUGUUGCAAUUGAAAGCAAUUAAUAAAUAAAAAUAAUUAUAUUCAAUGUAUUUUGCUUUAUAAAUUGAUUAAUUUUUUAUAUCAUACCAUAGAGAAAUUAUUUGUGCCAAGCAGACAGUGGUGAAAUUUUUGGUGCUAACGCUUACCACACAUUACACAGCCAGACACUACGUAAUGAUAUUAAAAAAAAAAAAAAAAUUAAAAUUAAAAAAAGGUACAUAAUGUAUUGUACAUUGUAGAUUAUAGCCUAUAGCCUGCUGGAGCCUUAAUCUGUUCACAUUUUUGCGUAAAAAAUAAUUGUGUACAUAUGUUAUUUGGAUGUAUAAAUGAAUGCUGUAAAACACUCUAGCAUUCAAUAUUUCACACACUUUAAAUUUAAAAUCGUGUGUGUUAUAUAAUUUAUGAUUUGAAAUUUAUAUCGUAAUUUUAUUUAUCAUUCUUUAUAGUUGCGAUAAUCAGCAUUUAUUUUUUAACUAAUAUAUUUUUUAAAGAUAUAAUUAAAGAGAAUUAUCUAUGAUUACUUUGAAAAACAUUAUCAAAUAAAAAUAAAAUAAAAAAUUAAUCGAUUUAUAAAAGUUUCAUUCAUAAUAAUUAAAUAGUUAAUUUACAUGUGGUACAAUCGCAACAAAAAAAAAUACAUGCGAUUCAAGUAAUGUAUGUAUUUUUUUCUAGGAAAAUCGAAUUACGGUUAAAUUUCAAACAUGAUGUUAAUGUUUUGAGUCUUAUCAAACUCUACAGAGAAUAGUUGCCUACAAUGAAAGCAUAAUAGGGAUGAUAAUGUACUGUCUUACAAUCGAUUAUAUCAUAAUAUAAGUAACGCAUGUCCUCAUGUAAAAAAUGAAAAAUCACAAUUAUUGGUUGAUUUAUGUACUAUUAAAUGUUAAUUAUUGAGCGAAUAAAGUGAUAUAACACUUUAA
Molecule: messenger RNA, 2538 nt
Organism: Chelonus insularis
Lineage: Eukaryota; Metazoa; Arthropoda; Insecta; Hymenoptera; Braconidae
Gene: cpa
Product: F-actin-capping protein subunit alpha
Exons: 3
Coding region: 54-923 (289 amino acids)
Biological process (GO): barbed-end actin filament capping; actin cytoskeleton organization
Cellular component (GO): F-actin capping protein complex; actin cortical patch
Molecular function (GO): actin filament binding
Source: RefSeq, a predicted model, not a curated record